AUGGAGAACGAAAAGGAAAAUCUCUUUUUCGAGCCACAUAAAAGGGGACUGGUGAAAACACCUCUGAAAGAAUCCACCGCAGCAAAUAUAGUGUUGGCGGAGAUCCAACCUGACUUUGGCCCUUUAACCACACCCACCAAGCCCAAGGAGAUCUCCCAGGGAGAACCGUGGACACCAACAGCCAACCUAAAAAUGCUAAUCAGUGCCGUGAGCCCAGAGAUCCGCUACAGAGAUCAGAAAAGGGGUUUGUUUGACAACGGAAAUGGAUUACCUGAGGCCAGAGAUUGUUUACAUGAACACUUAUCUGGAGACGAAUAUGAGAAAUCCCAACCCAGUCGAAAAGAGAAAAGUUUAGGACUGUUGUGUCAUAAGUUCUUAGCUCGAUAUCCCAACUAUCCCAACCCUGCUGUGAAUAACGACAUCUGUCUUGAUGAAGUAGCCGAGGAACUUAAUGUUGAGCGCCGACGCAUUUACGAUAUCGUCAACGUUCUAGAGAGUCUGCACAUGGUGAGCCGGCUUGCCAAAAACAGAUACACUUGGCACGGCCGACACAACCUCAACCAAACCCUUGGGACUCUGAAGAGCGUCGGGGAAGAGAACAAGUACGCCGAGCAGAUUAUGAUGAUCAAAAAGAAAGAAUAUGAACAAGAGUUUGACUUUAGUAAGAGUUACCGUAUAGAGGAUCCGAUCAUCAAAUCAAACACUGGCCAAAACGGACACCCAGACAUGUGUUUUGUCGAACUUCCUGGAGUGGAAUUUCGGGCAGCCUCUGUAAACAGCCGCAAAGACAAGUCUUUAAGAGUGAUGAGCCAGAAAUUUGUGAUGCUAUUUUUGGUGUCAACGCCUCAGAUAGUGAGCCUGGAAGUUGCUGCCAAGAUUUUAAUUGGGGAGGACCAUGUGGAAGAUUUGGAUAAAAGCAAGUUUAAAACAAAAAUUAGGAGGUUGUAUGAUAUAGCUAAUGUUCUGAGUAGCCUGGAUCUUAUCAAGAAAGUUCACGUUACAGAGGAAAGAGGCCGAAAACCAGCUUUUAAAUGGACAGGCCCAGAAAUCAGUCCAAAUCCCAGUGGUCUUGGCCCAGUGCUUCCUUUUGCUCCCUCUGAUUUGGAAGGGAGGCGGUCUUCUAAAGAGAACUGUGCCAAAAACCUCUUUUCCGCACGUGGGAAACCAAACUUUACUCGACACCCAUCUCUCAUCAAACUGGUAAAGAGCAUAGAAAGUGAUCGGAGAAAGAUAAAUUCUGCUCCCACUAGCCCUAUCAAAACCAACAAAGCUGAGAGUUCUCAGAAUUCUGUGACUUUCCCCAGUAAAAUGGCUCAGCUCGCAGCUAUUUGCAAAAUGCAGUUAGAAGAGCAAUCAAGUGAACCCAGAAAGAAAGUGAAAGUACAACUGGCAAGAUCUGGGCACUGCAAACCAGUGGCCCCUCUGGACCCUCCAGCAAAUGCUGAGCUAGAGAUGACAGCACCGUCCCUCAUCCAGCCCCUGGGGGUGGUCCCCCUCAUCCCCAGCCCAUUGCCAUCGGCAGUGCCCGUGAUCCUACCUCAGGCCCCUUCGGGCCCAUCAUAUGCCAUCUACCUGCAGCCUGCCCAGGCCCAAACGAUGACGCCGCCCCAAGGCCUGAGCCCCACGGUCUGCCCCACCCCCUCUUCUAACGCCACGAGAUCAAAAGGUUCCACGGAUACCACCACAGAGAAUGCAGCCAAUGAUGCACCGAAGUCCAGUGCCUCUGCCAGGCCUGGAAGCUUGCUGCCAGGGCUAGAGCGACAAGGUACAAAGAACCGAGACAGGGAGCCUGCUGGAGAAAGAGGCUCAAAGAGGGCAAGCAUGCUCGAGGACAAUGGUUCCAAAAAGAAAUUUAAAGAAGACCUAAAAGGACUUGAAAAUGUCUCCACAACCUUGUUCCCAUCAGGAUACCUAAUCCCUCUUACCCAGUGCUCAACCCUGGGGGCAGAGUCCAUUUUGUCUAGUAAAGAAAGCUCAGGUACACUUUCCCCAAACCACAGGAUCUACAGCUCCCCGAUUGCAGGUGUUAUUCCAGUGACAUCAUCUGAACUCACUGCUGUUAAUUUUCCCUCUUUUCAUGUAACACCUUUGAAGCUAAUGGUCUCACCAACUUCCGUGGCAGCCGUCCCUGUCGGGAACAGCUCGGCUCUCACUUCGAGCCACCCCGUUCCCGUCCAGAACCCGAGCUCAGCCGUUGUAAACUUCACUCUGCAGCACUUGGGCCUCAUCUCCCCUGGUAUGCAGGUGUCCGCCAGCCCCGGGCCUGGAACCGUUCCUGUGUCUCCAAGAAUAGAGGCUGUUAGUGUCACACCGGAAAAUGCAGGCACUCAGCAAGGAAGGGCCACCAAGUACGACGUAUCAGUCCUGGGCCAGAACCAAACAAAUGGACAAUCAGUUGCAGUGACAGGGGCACAACAGCCUGUUCCUGUGACACCCAAAGGGUCCCAAUUAGUGGCUGAAAGCUUCUUCCGUACCCCAGGUGGACCAACGAAGCCGAAAGGCUCCUCCUGCGUGGAUUCCGACGGUGCUAAUAACACCUCCAUAGGAACUCUCUUUGUUCCACAGCGAAAACUGGAAGUCUCAACGGAGGAUGUCCAUUAA
This is a messenger RNA of Globicephala melas (long-finned pilot whale), 2601 nucleotides long. RefSeq names its product E2F transcription factor 8 (gene E2F8). Lineage: Eukaryota; Metazoa; Chordata; Mammalia; Artiodactyla; Delphinidae. Gene Ontology annotation, biological process: regulation of transcription by RNA polymerase II. The record is from RefSeq and is a predicted model, not a curated record. Gene Ontology annotation, cellular component: RNA polymerase II transcription regulator complex. Gene Ontology annotation, molecular function: DNA-binding transcription factor activity, RNA polymerase II-specific; RNA polymerase II cis-regulatory region sequence-specific DNA binding.